UUGGUUGCCGUGCGGACUGUGAGAAGGACAGCUGCACUGCUGACGUUCACGUCGACACAACACGUUUGUCCACACCACCCACACUCAUUGAUCCACUAGACACAGCCCAAGCCCACGUCAGCGUCAACGCGCAAGGAAAGGGAGGAUGGGUGCUCUUCACGAAGCGUGUAUUGAAGGGGAUGUGCGGAAGGUCACCUCGCUGCUGAACGGAGGCUGGCUCUCCCGUGCAAAGGACGUCAACGAACGAGACGAGCAUGGUGCUACUGGGCUGCACUAUGCCACCCGAAGCGGCGAUCUGCCGUUGGCCGAGCUCCUUCUCCAGCGCGGCGCCAACCCUUCCAUCAAAGACCACGCGGGCAAGACACCGCUGUAUCAGGCCAGCCAACGUGGCUUUGCAGAGCUCGUGAAUCUGCUGCUGGAGCACGGCGCAACCGUGCAGGACAAAGACAACGAGGGCCGCCAAGCACUUCACGUCGCCCACACCCCCGGCAUUGUCCAUCUGCUGGUGGAGCGUGGCGCCGAUGUCAACGCCGCUUCCAACCAGGGCCACACACCGGCACACUUUGCGGGCGCGCACAACGACGAGACGCUUGAGAUGCUGCUCAGCCUCGGCGCAAACCCAACACUGAAAGACGAACACGGCCAGACACCGCUGGACAUUGCGCGUGCCCAGAACAGGCCGACCGCGGUUGCGACGCUGCUGUCUGCCCUGUAUCCGCUGCACGCGGCAUGCCACGCCGGCAAUGCCGAUUACGCCAGCGCUCACCUGCAGAGAGGCGCAGACCCAAACGAGCAGGAUGACAAGGGCCGCACUGCAUUGCAUCACGCAGCGAUGGAAGGAUUUCCCGCCAUUGCCAAACUCCUCCUCGACAACGGUGGAAAACCGGACAUCCAAGACAAUAUUGGGUGGACGGCUUUGCACCAUGCUGUGCAUGCCCAGAAGAAGGACGUGGUGCAGGUGCUUCUGACUGCCGAGGCAAAUGCAACCAUCGGCGAUGCACAGGGCCGCCUGCCCAUUCAUCUUGCGCAGGACGCUGACGACAAGGAGACAGUUGCCGUUCUGCAGAAAGUCAUCAUGCAGCAAGUUGAGACAGCCGCCCGCACCCGGGCUUCCGAGUCAUCAUCAUCGUCAUCGUCAUCUGCACCCGCCGCCAGUGCCCAGCGCCGCGGUGGCAGCGACAGGGCAGCCGUGAUUGUGAAGGAUGAUGACGGUGAUGAUGAUGAUGAUGAUGACAACGAUGGCCACGACGAUGGUGGCAAUGGUGGGGACGCAAGGGGCGCUGCGGAUGCCAGUGGUGAUGGCCGACGCGUGAGCGGUCUUUCUGCUGCUGAAGUGCGGCGGCAGGAGGUGCGCGAGAUGCAGCGGCGGCAGGAGCAACUGCGACACGACGAACGGCUGUGGCAGCGACAACAGGCACUGCAACGCCGACAGCAGCAGCAGCAGAAACAACAGCAGCAGCAGCGACGAAUGCAACAGCAAAAACAACAACAACAGCAGCAGCAGAAACAACAGCAGCAGCAGCGACGAAUGCAACAGCAAAAACAACAACAACAGCAGCAGCAGAAACAACAGCAGCAGCAACAACAGCAGCAGCAGCAGCAGCAACAGCAGCAACGCGCGCGCUCCCAGGGUGCACGUGAACAGGGCAGCAAUGGCCACGCACAUGGCGGGACACCUCAGUCCCAUGGGAGGCACCCUGCUGCGCGUGCUCGCACGUCAAACGCUGUGAGAACAGCUGUUGCUGCUGCUGCAGCUGCAGGAACAACAGCGACGACAGCUGCAGCAACAACGCAGCCACCUGCCCACGCUGUGUUCUGGGCGUGGCUGCGACAGGAAGGGUUUGCGCGCACCCUUGGGCCCGUGUUGAAGGAGCUUGGCGUGGACGAUGUGGAGGCAUGCCGUGCCUGCAUUGACCUCGGCUCGGAAUUCCGCAAGCAGAUGAUGGAAUCUGGGGCCAAGUUUGGGCAUGUGGCCAAGUUUGUCAAGCGGUUCAACACCAAGUUCCCACCAUCGCUGUGAUGAUGACGUGCUUGAUUGUUUCAUGGGGGACGCAAGAUGUGAUAUGAUAGCUGCACCCAAUGGGCAAAGGAAGGGCCGUGGCUGCUGUGAAUGGCUGUUUCACUUACGCUUUGCUUCAUGUGUUGUUGGUUCUGUGUUACACGCUGUUUGGUUUUUGUGCUGGUGUGCUUGUUCAUCUGACAGCCCACUGCACUGCGCCUUGCCUGCUUUGUGCUGUGUGUGUGUGUGUGUGUGUGUGUGUGUGUGUGUGUGUGUGUGUGUGUGUGUUGUUACAUUGCUUGCUCUGCGGCCAACCACCACUGUCGCCUACCAAGUACAUCAUUCCAAAC
Messenger RNA from Salpingoeca rosetta, 2349 nucleotides. RefSeq lists its product as uncharacterized. The coding region runs from base 146 to 2020 and encodes 624 amino acids. The transcript has 11 exons. NCBI's taxonomy places the organism in Eukaryota, Choanoflagellata, Craspedida, Salpingoecidae. Gene Ontology annotation, cellular component: nucleus; cytoplasm. Gene Ontology annotation, molecular function: protein binding. The record is from RefSeq and is a predicted model, not a curated record.